UUAUAGAAGACCCGUAUAUAGAGAGAGAGAGAGCGAUAGUGAAAGAUAAAAAGAAGAAGAAAAACGUUGGGCUUAUUAUACAAGGCAAGAAGGAAACAUAGAGAGGAAGAAGAAGUGGCUGCGUUGUUUGUGUAACAUUUUGGAUAUGAAAAAAGUGGGUUCUUUUGCCUUCUCCAUGUGGAUUUUGGGUUUUUUCUCUGUUUUUUUUGGAGGAAAUGAGAAAUAGCCAAGUUUAAGACUGUCAAGAAGCUUUAUGGUUUGGAAACAGAGCAUUAAUACACUUGCUGAGGAAUGUGUUCAGUUCAUUGUGGAUAAUGAUUACCACUGAAACUUAACAUUGCUUUUGUAGAUGACUAGAGUAGCGAAAGAAGGUUGUCCGAGCUCUGCAAAUGAAGCAAACGGUAUAGUUAGCUCAAAAAUGGGAUCAUCUAGCUCUGGAAGACAAUUUGAUGGAAACUUCUUGAGUGGUAAAUUUAAAAGCACAGAAGAGUCCAAGGCAUGCAACAUUUGUGCCAUCUCAGACUCAUCUAGUAUGGAUAGUAAACAAGUGGCAUCACUAGUGGGAAUAAAGGUUGAUGAGUUGUCAAAUGAAGCCUUUAAAAGAAUGGUAGAUGUUCGGCGCCCUUUCAUUGAUGCAGAUCUGUUAUCUCCUUCCUUGAGUAGUACUGGUAGACAUUGUUCAAGCAGCGAGACAAGUAACCUUCUAAGUGCAUGUUCUAGUCAUGAUUCAUUGUCUGAAAAUUCAGAAAGUAAAGCUACAUUGAGGGCAUCUGGUAAUUUUGAAGAUCGUGGUGUGCAUGCAACAGCAGAUAUUCAUCAAAUAAAUAGAGAAAUUGGUGGUGUUUCAAGAUCGCCAUUAAAGUUAGAGAGCCUAGGAGAUAACAUCUCAUCAAUCAGUGGAUCAGAUUACAACAAUCUGAUGGUUGGAAGUCAUGAUGAUGAUGCCAACAUGAAAAAGAUAUCAUGUGGUUUGGCUUCAGUUAAUACAUUUGCUGCAACUGGAAAGACUUUUAAUACUCAGUCUGCGCACUCUGGUCUCGCUGGUAAUCAUUUUGAUGAAGUGAGCAACAAUUGUCCGAGGAGGCCAGUCAACUUUAUCAAAGAUUCUUCUCUGGAAAAAGAGAUUUAUACAAACAAAUCGAAUGAAUCGGAAAUUUCCUCAUUGACAAAUGCCUAUCCUAACUCUUCUUCACAACAGACAUGUCCUGAGUUGUCUGAAGAACAAGUGGAAUCAUCAGUCAUUAAAACAUUAACCGUUGGCGUUCGUCAGAGACAUGUUGUGCAUAACCUUGGUGAGCCUGCAUUAACUCUUCCCGAAAUGGAUCAUGUAGACCCAGAGAUUGAAGCAUUAAAAUGUUCAGAUCAAAAGAGCUGUCAUAAGAAGUCUGAUGUGAUGGUUUUGGAAAAGGAUGCUUGUUUGGUAUCUAACCCUGUCAACUGUAACGAUGGUUCAGAUAAUUUGGAGGACGUGAACGUCUGUGAUAUCUGUGGAGAUGCAGGGCGGGAGGACUUGCUUGCUAUAUGUAGCACAUGCGUUGAUGGGGCAGAACACACUUACUGUAUGCGUGAGAAGCUGGACAAAGUGCCUGAGGGCAACUGGAUGUGUGAAGAAUGCGUGCUCAAAGAAAAAUCUAAAAAAGAAAAGCAAAGUAAGUUUGUAAAGACAGAUAGAUCCACAGAAGGAUCCGUGUUAAAUGAAUUAAGGAAGGACUCUGGAAAUUCUGGUACUAUGAGUUUUAAGAAUAAUUUGAAAGCAAAUAUUAUAGUGCCAGGAGUUGAGGAAAGCAGAAAAAAGGUAGUUGGUUCUACUUCUUGCUUCUCUGUUAAGAGAUCUGCUGGCAGUUUAGAAGUCAUGUCUGUGACACAAAGAAGGGCUCUUCAAACAAGUGUGAAAUCACCUACGGUUUCUAGACUCUGCAGCAAAAGUGUACUGUGUAAUGAUACUUCAUACGAAAACUUAAAUAAGGAAAAUAUAAGGGCAACUCACGAUGUAACUUCUGGUGACCAAUCUUUUGGACGUAGUGCAGAAUCUCCCAGUGCUUCAGCUGAUAAAUCAACCAAAUUUCAACCUCAAUCUCAGAUGAUGCAAGGUUCUCUAAUCAAGUCGAAAUCAUUUGAUAUUACUCGGACAAAGACAAAAGGCAAAAUUUUUGACGUUAGCCAUGUCCAAAAGCAAAAAAUUUGUAAGGAUGCUUCUAUUGGAGACCACAUGAAGAAAGGAGCUACCAGAACAAUGCAUAAAUCUAUGUCAUUUAACAAUACGAGGGCAGACCGCUCGAGUAACACUGAUUCACCAGUUAAAAUGCAAUUUCAUUUUGAGGAUUUAAAGAAAUCAAAGCAUGCAAGCGAAGAGAGCACCACUGAGAUGAAGUUUAGAUCCAAGUUAGGCAAACUUUGUGAUGGUAGCCAUGUACAAAAGAAAAAAAUUUGUGAGGAUGCUGCUACCGGUAACCACAUGAAGAAAGGAGCUGCCAGAACAAUGUGUAAAUCUAUGUCAUUUAACAGUACGAGGACAGACCACUGGAAGAGUACUGAUUCAACCGUUAAAAUGCAGUUUCAUUUUGACAAUUUGAAGAAAUCAAAGCAUGCAAGUGAAGAGAACACAACUGAAAUGAAGUACAGAUCCAAGUUAGGUAACCCUUUGAUGAGUUCACCGAUGGCUAGUUCUGUUGGUGUUGCAGUGAAGAGUGAGAAAAAAGAUUCAUCUAGUGGAAGAACCAAGUCGGUGCAUCUUUCUGGAUCCAAUUGUCAGGACUUAAAGGAUGAUAGUAAACAAGUAGACCAUGCUCAAAAAAGCUCAAAAUGUCUAAGUACUGAAGAUAAGAACGCUGUUAAUGAUGUGGGACAGCAUGUUGACCUUUCCACAGAAGCAGCACAUGCUAUCAGAAAAAGUAAUUCCAAUACUAGCAGAGAAUGUGAUUUAAACAUUAAAGGAGAGGAAAACUCAAAUGCUACUUUUCCUUGUGAUGGAUUCCAUUAUUUAAAAAGCUCUGCAACCAUCUCUUGUCCAGUUUCUGCUUUUCCACAUCUUGAUUACAUAUGGAAAGGUGGAUUUGAAAUUUGGAGAAAUGGAAGUUCUUCAGGUUCUUGCCAUGGUAUUCAAGCACACAUUUCAACCUUUGCUUCACCAAGAGUUCACGGAGUAGUGCGCAGGAUUCCUCAGAAAAUUGUGGUGGAGGAAGUAUCUCAGUCAAGCACAUGGCCAACACGGUUCCCAAAAGAUUAUGCCACAGAAGAUAAUAUUGCUCUCUAUUUUUUCGCAGAGGAUAUUGACAGCUACAGAAGAAACUACAAGAUCUUGUUGGAAUUCUUAAUCAGCAAUGACUUGGCUCUCAAAGCAAAUUUGGAUGGAGUUGAACUGUUCAUAUUCCCAUCGAACUUGCUUCCUGAGAAAUUACAGCGAUGGAAUUCAUUGUUGUUUCUUUGGGGUGUGUUUAAGGGACGGUGGGAUGGCUAUUCUGAAGACCCGAAGUCAUCUGGAGACUUGCCACAAAUUGUUUCUGCCCUGAAAAGAGAGAGAGAGAAGCAAAAGCAGGAAAUGGACAGCAAAACUGAUCUUCAACAUGGGAAAGAAAAUAGUACAAACAGCAUGAGUGUAGAGGGAGAGACUGAAAGCAAGAGGGCCAAAAAAUGUUUGAGUGGGACAUGCGAGAGGAACAGUUGUGAAUCCACUAUUCAUACCAACGAUGAAUUUCCAUUUCAGAUAAAUGGCCUUGAUUCUAAAUUUGCUAGUGAAUACCUUGGUUGCGGUGCAGCAAACGACGCGUUUAUUUCUACAAAGACACAGGCGCAAGCGCAUAUUAUAAAUGAUGGUGUUCAAUCAGAACCAGUCGAAAAACAAGUACUUACUGCAGAUCAUGGGGAUCUUUCAGAGCCUGUUCCAAAUCUGGAGCUUUCAUUAGGACCUGCAAGAACAUCAAUGAAACAGGAACUUAUGCCUUUAUUUCCAAUUGUUACGAAGGAAAAUCAUGAAAGCAAGUCCAGGCUAGUGACAGACAACAAUAAUGGCUAUGGUGACGAGUUCUCAACAUCUCUUUCUCUUUCUCUGUCUCUCACAUUACCAUCAUUUGACAAAGAACCAGAUGGAAACAAUCGUUAGCCGUGAAAUGUUCUUUCAGCCUCUUUUUCUGGUGGCUUUGCCAACUUAAAACUUAGAACAAAGCGUUGUAAAUAGUGGCCUAACACUUUAUGUUUUUCUAUACAAAAUUUUAAUGUAUAUAAGGAUGAUCUUACUGAUCAUAGUCUCACUCCAAUAAAAAAAUCAAAAUUUCCAUUUCUCUUUUUA
Molecule: messenger RNA, 4285 nt
Organism: Ziziphus jujuba (common jujube)
Lineage: Eukaryota; Viridiplantae; Streptophyta; Magnoliopsida; Rosales; Rhamnaceae
Product: protein PARALOG OF AIPP2
Exons: 11
Coding region: 350-4099 (1249 amino acids)
Source: RefSeq, a predicted model, not a curated record